Meriones unguiculatus (Mongolian gerbil) is the source of this 2779-nucleotide messenger RNA. RefSeq names its product zinc finger protein 514-like. Gene Ontology annotation, biological process: regulation of DNA-templated transcription. The record is from RefSeq and is a predicted model, not a curated record. The coding region runs from base 1532 to 2119 and encodes 195 amino acids. The transcript has 3 exons. NCBI's taxonomy places the organism in Eukaryota, Metazoa, Chordata, Mammalia, Rodentia, Muridae.
AUCAGACAACACCUGGUAGUGAUGAGCCUUGAUUUCUGAUUCUUCUGUCUUAAGCUGCUGAGACACUGGAUAUAGGCCAGGUCACCAAGGUUGGCUUCAAUAAGCAUCUUAAAGAGAUAAUCCUCAGGCCUACAUUAGCUUCCUGCUUCCUAAUUUUUCUUUUAAAAUAAUUUAUUUAUUCACCUUACAUCCUGAUUGCAGCCUCCCUUUACUCCCAGUCACACACACACACACACACACACAGCCCAUCCUCCCUCCUCCUCAGAGAAGGGGGGGAUCCCUCAUGGAUACCAACCCUCCCUGGCACAUUAGGUCGCUGUAGGACUAGGCACAUCCUUUCCCAUUGAGACCAAGGAAGGCAGUCAAGGUAUGAAGAACAGGAGUCAAGGGGAGGCAUCAGAGUGAGAGAAGUCCCUUGCUCCGGUUGUUGGGGGAUCCACAUGAAAACCAACCUGCCCAUCUACUGUGUGUGUCCAGGGGGCCUGGGACCAGUCAAUGUAUCCUCUUUUGUUGGUAGUUCAGACUCUGUGAGCCCCAUGGACCCAGGUUCAUUGACUCUGUAGGUCUUUCUUGUGGAGUCCUUGACCUCUCCAGCUCCCUCAAUCAUUCCCUCAGCUCUUUCAUAGGAUUCCCAAGUUCUGUCUAAUGUUUAGCUGUGGGUCUCUGCAUCUGUUUCGAUCAGCUGCUGGGUGAAGCCUCUUAGAGGAAUUGUGCUGGGUUCCUGUCUGCCAGAAUAGCCGAGGAACAUUAAUGGUGUCAGGGAUUGGUUCUCUCCCAUAGGAUUGGUCUCAACUAGGGCCAGUUUUUGGUUGGCCAUUCCCUUGAUCUUUGCUCCAUCUUUGUCCCUGUACAUGUCGUAGGCAGGACAACUCUGGGGUUGAAGAUUUUGUGGGUAGGUCAGUGUCGUUAUUCCUCCACUGGAAGUCUUACCUGGCUAUAGGAGGCAGCCAGUUGAGGCCACAUAUCCCCUGGUGCUAGCAGUCUCUCCUAGAGGAAUCCGCAUAGACUUCCUAGGGCCUCUACUGUCCAAGGUCUCUGGCAAGCCAAAGAGAUGGCCCCCACCUCCUAUUUCUAUUCUCUCCGCUGGCCCUCCCCAGCUCCACCAUUUCUAAACUCUAGGGUUGCUCCACCUCCCCAUCUGCUCUCCUACCCAGUUCCUUCCUGCUGACCACCUCCAAUGCCUAUUUUAUUUACGGUUCUUAUUUUUCUCAUACUUUAUAAGAAAAGUGAUUAAUCUGAAUUUCCCAUGCUGUAGUAAGAUUCUAUAAGUAGGUCGGAGCUUUAAAAUCAGUGUUUUAAAAGAAAUAACCAUGAAACGUGAUAAAUAUUACUGUGAAAUACUCGACUCCCAGGUACUGUGACCACAAGGCUUUAAAACAGCCUGAAUCUCCCGUGGUUGCCCCUACAUUUCAGUCUGUUUCUCUCCAACUGGGACACAGUUUGGCCGGCACUAAAGGACUGCACCAACACCCUUUCCUUGUUGCCUGGAAAUUCUUUGCGCUGACUUGUGGGAAAUGUAGUCCAGACCAGUAUGGCGUCACCGGAUAUGGCGGUUGGGAGCAAACUUCCGUAUCACUUAUUCAAACUUCGCUUCUCCAGAAAGUUAGGCGAGUGUCCUCCUCAGCGCUGGGCUUGGAUCUCUGACCUGGAGGUUGGUGAAGGAGCAGCGGCUUCCUGCAGAUCUGAGCGACUGUGCACGGUGGCGGGUCCGGCGCGGAGGGCGCUGACUUGGGCUGGUUGGGACGACCUGGAAGGUGACAUGCAGGAUAUGCUAUCAUUCUGGGAUGUGGCCAUUUAUUUCUCUGCAGAGGAGUGGGAAAUCCUGGGCCCUGCACAGUGGAAAUUGUACAGGGAUAUGAUGUUGGAGAAUUAUAACAACCUUGUGUUUCUGGGUCUUGCUUCCUCUAAGCCAUACCUACUCACAUUUCUAGAGCAAAGACAAGAACAUGCAGAUGCGAAAAGACAAGCAGCUGCCACCCUGCACCCAGGUGUGUCAGAAAGAGGGGCCCAGAGGACAGAGUGGGAUAUUCAAACGUCCAACAGAAAGCCAUUGAGACACAAUGUUCUGGUGGAAAUUCAUCUCAUAGUGAUUUUAUUUUUUGUCUUUUGCUGUCUGUAGAGGACAUUUAUGUGACAUUUUUGGUGCUUUCAUAAGCUUUGUUUUUUCUUACCAUGUUAACUUGUGUUUCCCAUGACAGCCAAAGCUCUGUCGUUUCAUCGUGAUCAUUAACUUGAGUAUUAAUUUUCUUCAAAAGAGGUGCAUGAAAAUUCUCAUCUUCAAUCCUUGAAAUUUAUUAUUGAAUGUUAUUGUGGACCAUCUUCUUCUGCCUAACACUCAUAACUUCCAAACCUAAAACUCGUACUUAGGAUAUAUACAAAUUGUGCAUACAAGUGUUUUCUACAUUAAAUUAUUUUUAUGCUUUGUUUAUAUCUAGUCAUAAAACUUCUUUAUGUGUUUAAAGGGCUGAUUUGCAUUUACAUAAUGCUAUUAUAGCUUUUCUUAGUUGUCGAUAUUAGGCCUUCCUUACAUGUUUGACUUUGAUUAAUAUUCCUUGGUUUCUGUGUUCUGUUUUCAUAGUCUUCUUAUUUCAAUGGAAAGUUACUUGAAUUUCACCUAUUUGUGUUUUAAAUUCCACUUUAUUGAAUACAUGUAUAGAAUUUUGAAUGUAGCUCAUCAUUUAUAUAAUAAAAUGCAAGUAUGAGUAAAAGUUUGUUUUUAAAAAUAAGCAUUGUAAAUAUAAAAAAUUUUGCUCUGCUUUCACUCACUUCUCAACCUUUA